CCAAAAACAAAGAAACCCAAUGAGCUCUUUCCGUUAAAAUAUUGACCAAAAAGAAAAGUUCGAACAUUUGCUAUCGAAAACCAAUCGCUACAAGAAGAAUCAUAAUUUGACAAAAGCUUUGAGAACAGAGAGAGAAGAAACUAAUGGAGGUUCUAAAUGAAGAAGAAGAGUACAAUUGGAGAGAUGUGCAACUGCCAUCGUUGAUUCCAGUAGUUCCAGCACCGGAGCUGGAGAGAGAGACGGGAGAGAGACGGAGAGGCAGAGACAUACUUAUAGCUAUAGAUCAUGGACCCAAUAGCAAACACGCCUUUGAUUGGGCUUUGAUCCAUCUUUGCCGCCUUGCCGAUACCAUCCAUCUUGUUCAUGCUGUUUCCAGUGUGCAGAAUGAUGUAGUUUAUGAGAUGACUCAGGCUCUUAUGGAGAAGCUUGCUGUGGAGGCUUACCAGGUUGUCAUGGUGAAGAGUGUUGCUCGUAUUGUGGAAGGCGAUGCAGGUAAAGUUAUUUGCAAAGAAGCAGAAAGGUUAAGGCCUGCAGCUGUGGUGAUGGGUACCAGAGGCAGAGGCAUAGUUCAAAGUGUCUUGCAGGGAAGUGUGAGUGAAUAUUGCUUCCACCACUGUAAAGCAGCGCCUGUUGUUAUUGUUCCUGGGAAAGCAGCUGGAGAUGAAUCAUUAAUUCAAUGGAAGUAAUAGAACUGUCAUAAAGGAACAAAAUGGAUGGGAACUAGCUACCAGCUCUGGCAUUUGAUGUUGUGAAAUGUGUGUUUUUUAUAGUUCUUUGAUUGUUUGGAUAGAUUGAUUUGAUAGGUCUCUCAGGAAGAUGAUUUAUUGUAUGAUGUUCAUUACAACAAAGUUUAGUUAUUAUUUGCUGUUUGUAUGACAAACUUACAUUGUGAAAAUUUAAUUGCCUUUCAAAUUUGCCAAUUUA
Jatropha curcas is the source of this 924-nucleotide messenger RNA. Lineage: Eukaryota; Viridiplantae; Streptophyta; Magnoliopsida; Malpighiales; Euphorbiaceae. The record is from RefSeq and is a predicted model, not a curated record.